This is a messenger RNA of Engraulis encrasicolus (European anchovy), 2318 nucleotides long. It is a transcript of the gene klhl22, whose product is annotated as kelch-like family member 22. NCBI's taxonomy places the organism in Eukaryota, Metazoa, Chordata, Actinopteri, Clupeiformes, Engraulidae. The coding region runs from base 301 to 2262 and encodes 653 amino acids. Gene Ontology annotation, molecular function: protein binding. Gene Ontology annotation, cellular component: cytosol; mitotic spindle; Cul3-RING ubiquitin ligase complex. The record is from RefSeq and is a predicted model, not a curated record. The transcript has 11 exons. Gene Ontology annotation, biological process: positive regulation of TORC1 signaling; proteasome-mediated ubiquitin-dependent protein catabolic process; protein monoubiquitination.
UAACAGAAAUGUAAACACUGUUGCCGAGCCAGUAAGCUCUAUCAGAGAGAAAGUGAUCUGACUCUUGACAUUAAUUUUAGUGUCGGAAUUGAGGUCGCCGAGAUUUUGAUUCGCCUUGGUGAAAGUGUGCAUUGUCAUUUAACAGCUUUAGUGUGCCACUACAACCAUAGCGAUAAACCAAUCUGCAUGAGUGAAGACACAGCAAUAAUGUGAUCAGGAGCCUGGCCAGGUGACUUCACCACCACCACCGCCACCACCACCAGAAGGGAGGCACUCAUCUGGGCCAGAACUGGGCCAGACAUGGACGACGCGGAGGCCAGGAGGAAGAUGGCACCCUCGGAUGGGGGUGGUGAUGGCCAUGGCAUGAGUACGGCUCCAGGUUCAGGUCCGGGUCCAGGUGCGGGUGCGGGUACGGGCACAGGUCCGGGCGUGUCUCGGUCCCGGGUUCGGCAGCGGUACCACAGCAGUGCGCACUCCCAGGGGCUGCUGGCGGGCCUGCUGGGCCUCAGGCAGGGCGGCAUCCUGUUCGACGUGGUGCUGAUGGUGGAGGGAAAACCCAUCCAGGCACACCGCAUCCUCCUCGCAGCCUCCUGCGACUACUUCAGGGGGAUGUUUGCAGGCGGUCUAAGGGAGAUGCAGCAGUCUGAGAUCACGGUGCAUGGAGUGACCUUCGUGGCCAUGAGUAAGCUACUGGACUUCAUCUACACAGCAGAUCUGGAGCUGGACCUUGACAACGUACAAGAAGUCCUCUCAGCGGCCACACUCCUACAGGUUCAGGAGGUGAUUGGUUUCUGCUGUGAUUUCCUGUUCUCCUGGUUGGACGAUGAUAACCUGCUGGAGGUGGAGAAACUAGCAGAGCUGUACGGCCUUCAGGAACUCAGUGCUAAGGUGCGUGCCUACCUGCUCCAGAACGUGCGCAGCCUCUCUCGCCUGCCGGUGUACCGCCAGCUGCCAGCCGACACCGUCUUCGACGUCCUGAGCAGCGACCUGUUGCAGGUGGACUCAGAGAACGAGGUGUACGAGGCGGCGCUGCACUACCACUUUACACCAGAACAGGUGGAGAAGGACCAGGUGGACCUACAGCACCCCUUGAGGAUGCUGGAGGCGGUGCGCUUCUGCCUGAUGGAGCGCGAGGUCCUCCAGCGUCUGCACGGGCGUCUGCAUGCGUGCCCGCUGCGGGAGAUCGUGUCGGCCGCGCUGCGCUACCACGCCCAGGAGCUAUGGCAACCCGUCACGCAGAGCGCCCUCACACAGCCCCGCUCAACAUUCUACUGUGUACUGGCGUUCGGAGGCAUGUUCUCAUCUGGGGCCCUGGAUGACAACGAGGACCACUUCCAGGUGUAUCACCCGAGCUGGUCGGAGUGGCGUAGUCUUCCGGCGGAGAGGGCGCCCCGCAUGUCCAACAUGGGCAUCGCCGUCCUCAAUAACUUCAUAUACCUGGUGGGCGGAGACAGAAACACCAGCGGCUUCCGAGCAGAGACACGAUGCUGGAGGUAUGACCCGCGCCACAACAGCUGGUGUGCUAUCGCGUCUCUCCAGCAGCAGCAUGCGGACCACUGUGUGUGUGUGCUGGACGGCUUCAUCUACGCCAUCGGGGGACGAGACUACAGCACCGAACUGGACUGCGUAGAGAAAUACGACCCACACCACAACACAUGGGAGUACGUCGCUCCACUCAAACGAGAGGUGUAUGCUCAUGCUGGGGCGGUGGCGGAUGGCAAGAUGUUCAUCGCUUGUGGCCGUCGGGGCUCCACGUACCUGAAGGAGACCUACGCCUACGACCCCACAGCCAAUCAGUGGGCAGCGUGCGCCGAGGGCCCCGUGGAGAGGGCGUGGCACGGCAUGGCGGAGGUCAAAGGUCGAAUCUACGUCAUCGGAGGCAGCAACGACGGCUGCGGAUACAGGAGAGACGUGUUUAAGGUGGCGUGCUACACCCCGCGGUCUGACUCGUGGGCGGUGGUGAGCCCGGUGCCUGCGGGGCAUGGGGAGCCUGGCAUGGCCGUGCUGGACGGCCGGAUCUACAUACUGGGAGGACGCUCACACAACAAGGGCAGCCGCAUGAAAUAUGUACACGUCUACGACCCAGAGGGGGACUGUUGGAGCAUCUCUACCCCACUGGAGGAGCGUGUGUCUGGGCUGUCGGCCUGCGUGGCCCUGCUGCCUCACCACCUGGUCAGCCAGGCGCGCAGCUGGGAGCAGCACGCUAAGGCAUCAUGGGUAGAGGUGGACUGGGACGACACAGACAACUCCAGCGAAGACUGACACACACACACACACACACACACACACACACACACACACACACACACACACACACA